Cricetulus griseus (Chinese hamster) is the source of this 959-nucleotide messenger RNA. Lineage: Eukaryota; Metazoa; Chordata; Mammalia; Rodentia; Cricetidae. The record is from RefSeq and is a predicted model, not a curated record.
AUGUCAUCCCUGAGUCAGGCAAGCCUCCUCCACAGGCACAAGGGCACCCUCUUCUCCGCCAUGUCUUCCAAAGAACUCCUCGAUUCCUUGGAUUCUUUUGAUGCAAGAGAAGAUGACAUAUUUCUCGUUUCCUACCCAAAAUCUGGAACCCACUGGGUGGCGGAAGUCAUUGAGAACAUCCCCGGUGCUGGAAUCACUCUCACAUACCCUAUUGAAUGGGGAGACAUUUCUAAGUUAGAGGAGCUGAAAACAGUGGCUAAGCGAAGGGUUAUCCCCACACACCUGAGCUAUGAAAUGACUCCUGUGUCUGUGAAACAGAAGAAAUGUAAGAUUGUGUACAUCGUCAGGGAUCCGAAGGAUACAGCCGUGUCUCUGUUCCACUACUACAGAGACAACCCCAACCUCCCAUCCCCUGACACGUGGCCUUCGUUUUUAGAGCUGUUCCUCAAAGGAGAAGUUGUGUACGGUUCCUGGUUUGACCAUGUUUUGAGCUGGGAAAAGCACAAAAAUGAUAAAAACGUCCUGUUCCUAUUCUAUGAAGAAAUGAAGGAAGAUUUAGUUAAGACCAUAAAGAAGAUGACUGCUUUCCUUGGCAUCAGUGUGGAUGACACUGAGAUGAGUAAGAUCGCUCAGAAUACAUCGUUCAGUGAAAUGAAAAGUAACGCAGUUAAAGAAAAUUGUGAUCCCAAUCACACCGUCUGUGCCCUCACGUCCGACAGGAACCUGGUGUUCAGAAAAGGAGUGGUGGGUGACUGGAUAAACUACUUCACUCCGAAGCAGAAGAGUGUCUUUGAUGAACUAUUCAGAGAGAAGAUGAAACACAGCGAUGUGGGCAGAUGCCUGGAGGAGUAUGGAACACAGAUGGGACACGAAGUCGAUUUCCAUUCUCUGCAGCGCAGUGCCUAGAAAACGUGUAAAUAUUCUUUACGUUGUGGAAAGCAGAUAUUUCUUUCCACGAG